Molecule: messenger RNA, 2262 nt
Organism: Camelus dromedarius (Arabian camel)
Lineage: Eukaryota; Metazoa; Chordata; Mammalia; Artiodactyla; Camelidae
Gene: SPINT1
Product: serine peptidase inhibitor, Kunitz type 1
Exons: 10
Coding region: 1-1545 (514 amino acids)
Biological process (GO): extracellular matrix organization; epidermis development; epithelium development
Cellular component (GO): plasma membrane
Molecular function (GO): serine-type endopeptidase inhibitor activity; protein binding
Source: RefSeq, a predicted model, not a curated record
AUGGUCCCUGGGAGGACGAUGGCGGGGGCCUGCCUCUCCCAAGCCCGCACUCUGGCGGUCGCCGUGUGGCUUCUGGGCGCAAUCGGCCUCCUGCGCACCCAGGCCGGGCCACCGCCGGUGCCCCCCGGUCUGCUUACGGCAGACAACUGCCUGGGCCGCUUUACCCCCGGGGUGCCUGCCUUCGUGCUGGACACCAACGCCUCGGUCAGAAACGGGGCCACCUUUCUGCGCUCCCUCACCGUGCGCCGCGGCCGGGACUGCGUGCAUGCCUGCUGCAGCUCCGAAAACUGCAAUCUGGCGCUGGUGGAGUUACAGCCCGACGGCGGGGAGGACGCCAUCGCCUCCUGCUUCCUCAUCGACUGCCUCUACGAACAGAACUUUGUGUGCAAGUUCGCACCCAGGGAGGGUUUCAUCAACUACCUCAGGCGGGAGGUUUAUCGAUCUUACCGCGAGCUGCGGACCCAAGGCUUUGUAGGGUCCGGGAUCCCCAAGAGCUUGGCAGGCAUAGACUUGAAGGUACAGCCCCAGGAACCCCUCAUGCUGAAGAGUGAGAACACAGACUGGCACCUACUGCAGGGUGACACAGAUGUCCGGGUAGAGAGGAAUGACCCGGACCAGGUGGAGCUGUGGGGACUCAAGGAAGGCAGCUAUGUGUUCCAGCUGACAGUGGCCGGCUCAGAGCAGCCAGAGAGCACGUCCAAUGUCACAGUCACCGUGCUGUCCGCCAAGCAGACAGAAGAAUACUGCCUCGCAUCCAGCAAGGUGGGCCGCUGCCGAGGCUCCUUCCCCCGCUGGUACUACGACCCCACGGAACAGAUCUGCAAGAGUUUUGUCUAUGGGGGUUGCUUGGGCAACAAGAACAACUACCUUUGGGAAGAAGAGUGCAAGCUCGCCUGCCGCAAUGUGCAAGGCCCCUCAGUGGAAAGGCACCAUCCAGUGUGCUCUGGCACCUGUCACUCCAGCAAGUUCCGCUGCAGCGAUGGCUGCUGCAUCGACAGCUUCCUGGAGUGUGACGACACUCCCGACUGCCCCGACGCCUCCGACGAGGCCACCUGUGAAAAAUAUACCAGUGACUUUGAUAAACUCCAGAGGAUCCAUUUCCCCAGAGACAAAGGCCACUGCGUGGACCUGCCAGACACCGGCCUCUGCUUGGAGAGCAUCCCACGCUGGUACUAUAACCCCUUCACUGAACGCUGCGCCCGCUUUACCUAUGGCGGUUGUUAUGGCAACAAGAACAACUUUGAGGAGGAGGAGCAGUGCCUUGAGUCCUGUCGUGGCAUCUCCAAGAAGGAUGUGUUUGGUCUUCGGCGGGAAAGCCCCGUUCCCAACACAGGCUCCAUGGAAGUGGCCAUCGCAGUCCUGCUGGGCACCUGCAUCGUGGUGGUGGUAGCCAUCCUGGGUUAUUGCUUCUUCAAGAACCAGAGGAAGGGCUUCCACAGACAUGGCCACGGCCAUCCCCCGCCCCCUACCCCCACCAGCUCCAAGGUCUCCACCACCGAGGACAUGGAGCACCUGGUCUAUUACCAAACGACCCGACCCCUCUGAGCCAGGGGCUGCCUUGGCCCUUGAGCCAGGGGCUCUCGAGGGCUUUCGCCAGCUCUCACCUGGCCCUGUUUCCUCCUUGCCGAGAUGGAGGCCUGGGCUGGGGAAGACUUUGAGACUGUAUACCUCCAGCCUGUUUCCCAGACCCAUUCUGCCUCCAAGACCAGGGCUCAAGCCUGGCUUGGAGGUGUCUCAGCUAAGCUCAGGCUGCUUGUUCCUGAGAAUGCUCAAGGGUCUGAGAGAUGCAGAAAACCUUUGAGCCAGGAGUCCCACACACGGUUGACCUGUUGGCCUAGGAUUUCAGAGGAAGAUUUGCUUCCUGUUCAAAGCUGCCUGCCCCCACCGCAUGGCCUUGGGAAGGGGCCUGGGGUGGCAUCACAAGCUGGGGGGCCCAACCCAUCCUCCAGAGCUGCCCCUCCCACUCUGCACAGUCCAGGGCUGGGGAGAAGGACUUCCCUGUAUGUUUUGUUGUACAGAGUUGCUUUUUGUUUAUUUAAUGCCACGGGGCUGGGUGAGAGGAGUGGAAAGUGGCUCUCUAGUGCCUGCCUCCUCUUCCCCUUCCCCCAAGAGUGAGCCCCAACCUGGCCCACAGAGCCAGAUCCUCUGUAUCCUCCCCCACCCCCCGGGGCACUCCGACAUCACACUCCCACCCCCACCCACUCCCCUACUUCCCACAGGCCCCAGUCCACCCUCAGUGUAAUAAAACGAUUUGUUCUGUGA